CUUGCUAACUUACUACUUCAUCCUUUUAGGUGGGAGUAAGUUAGCAGCCCUAUAUAUACAUGAAUCGUCGUCUAAGAGUAAAAUAUAUCUAUAAAUAAGGUACUUGGUACCCAAUAAUAAGCAUCCAAAUCAGAACCUUUUACAUAAUUCUGAAGAGCAGUUUGAUUAUUUCCAUAAUGAACUCACAGGACUUUCUGAAGGGAAAAACCAUUUUAGUAACUGGUGCAACUGGCUUCUUAGCAAAAGUUUUUGUUGAAAAGAUACUAAGCAUCCAACCAGAGAUAAAAAAACUGUAUCUACUCGUAAGAGCUUCAAAGACUGACUUGGCUGAACACCGUUUGCAAAAUGAGGUGUUUGAAAUUGAUUUAUUUCGGGUGUUGCGAGCAAAGUGGGGUGAAAAGUUUAGUUCUUUCAUAUCAAAGAAGGUUGUGGCAAUAGCAGGAGAUGUUGCUGUUGAAAAUUUGGGAAUAAAAGAUCAAAACAUUUUAAAUGAGAUAUUUGAAGAGAUAGACCUUCUUGUCCAUUUUGCUGCAUCCACCAAAUUUGAUGAAAGGUUUGACAUAUCGAUGGGUGUUAAUACAAAAGGUCCUUUACAUGCAAUGAACAUCGCAAAGAAUUGCAAGAGAAUAAAGGCUUUUCUGCAUAUAUCUACCGCAUAUGUAUGCGGAGAUGCUAAAGAAGGACAUACACUUUUAAGAGAGACACCAUUCAAGAUGGAUCAAUCCCUAAAAGGGACUUCAAAAUUAGACAUACACACAGAAAUGAAUUUGUUGGAGAGAAAAUUAAUUGAACUCAAAGUAAUGAAUGCGGAUGAAAAUACAACGAAAUGGGCAAUGAAAGAUUAUGGAAUGGGAAGAGCAAAUUUGCAUGGCUGGCCUAAUACAUAUACAUUCACAAAGGCAAUGGGAGAGAUGCUUUUAGUGCAUCAUAAAGAUGAUGUACCAUUGAUCAUUAUACGCCCUACGAUGGUAACUAGUACAAGCAAGGAUCCCUUUCCCGGUUGGAUUGAAGGUUUAAGAACUAUUGACAGCGUGAUAUAUAGGAUUGGUCAAGGGAAACUGAAAUUCUUUCUUGGUAAUCCCAACACAAUUUUAGAUGCAAUACCUGCAGACAUGGUCAUCAAUUGUGUGAUUACUGCCAUUUUUAUUCACUCAAAUCAAGCUCCUAAGAAUUUCAUCUACCAUGUUUCUUCGUCAUUAAGAAAUCCACUCAAAUUAUCUGAUGUAUGGAACAUUAGCCAUCAUUAUUUCAUGAAAACCCCUUACAUAAAUCAAAAUGGAAAGCCAAUAGUCAUUUCCAAGGGCAUUGUGGUGAAUAGUUUUGUUGCUUUCAACAUUUAUAUGAUAGUCCGAUAUGUCUUGCUACUAAUGGUCCUAAAUUUGGUGAACAAAAUUUGUCGCCACAGCUUCCAAGAUGUCUAUGAGAAGAAAAGCAGAAACAUUAGCAUGAUGGAACGAUUGGCAAAACUAUACAGACCAUUUGUGUUUUUUAAGUCUGUUUUUGAUGACACCAACACGGAAAUUUUAAGGAUGGCAACAAAGGAUCAUCUCAAGGCCGAGAAUGAAGCAUUGAACUUUGACCCCACUAGCAUUGAUUGGACAGACUAUAUGAUGAAUACACACAUUCCUGGUCUCCUUAAGUAUCAAACAAAAUAGUCUUGAAAUUGUAUAUUACCUCAAAAUGGUUGGCCACAUCUUAUAUUAAUCUAGAGCUUUGAGUUUGAGUAAAAUAAUCUAUAUCUAUAUCUAUAUUAUAUAAAUUUGAGUCCUUUUCCAAAUGUAUAUUUAUCAAAAUGUAAAUCAUCUAAGUUUGCUCAUGACAUGUGGCACUAUAAAUCUUUCAAACUUGCUCAUGACAUGUGGUACUAUGAAGUAAACCAAUCAUUUUCAUGAA
Messenger RNA from Medicago truncatula (barrel medic), 1893 nucleotides. RefSeq names its product fatty acyl-CoA reductase 1. Gene Ontology annotation, cellular component: intracellular membrane-bounded organelle. Lineage: Eukaryota; Viridiplantae; Streptophyta; Magnoliopsida; Fabales; Fabaceae. Gene Ontology annotation, biological process: long-chain fatty-acyl-CoA metabolic process; suberin biosynthetic process. Gene Ontology annotation, molecular function: alcohol-forming very long-chain fatty acyl-CoA reductase (NADP+) activity. The coding region runs from base 177 to 1655 and encodes 492 amino acids. The record is from RefSeq and is a predicted model, not a curated record. The transcript has 10 exons.